Molecule: messenger RNA, 276 nt
Organism: Orbilia oligospora ATCC 24927
Lineage: Eukaryota; Fungi; Ascomycota; Orbiliomycetes; Orbiliales; Orbiliaceae
Exons: 1
Coding region: 1-276 (91 amino acids)
Source: RefSeq, a predicted model, not a curated record
AUGGACACACCAAACGAACCUACGGGAAAGAUGCAACUACACAACCUAGACUACAUGCCGAACGCAGGACUGCAAGCGCAAGCAAAGUCCUGGAUCAAAGUUUUUAAAAUGUUCGAGAACACGCCCAAACCUUAUACGGAAGAAUUCCAGCACCCCUACAAUCGCCCACGAGCAGCUCAAAUUGGUCAACAAUUCACCAUUACCUGUUGUACUCUCAAUAUUUGCAAUCAAUAUAUUACACCUGUCGAACUAUCGAACGCCUUAAGUCCGUUUUAG